Vollenhovia emeryi is the source of this 5163-nucleotide messenger RNA. RefSeq names its product histone-lysine N-methyltransferase EHMT1 (gene G9a). The transcript is spliced from 12 exons. Gene Ontology annotation, cellular component: nucleus. Lineage: Eukaryota; Metazoa; Arthropoda; Insecta; Hymenoptera; Formicidae. The coding region runs from base 1 to 3930 and encodes 1309 amino acids. The record is from RefSeq and is a predicted model, not a curated record. Gene Ontology annotation, molecular function: histone methyltransferase activity; p53 binding; protein-lysine N-methyltransferase activity.
AUGGCCGCCGCCGCCGCCGCCGUUGGCGGCGUCCACGACAAAGUUGACGACAAGGUCAGUAUUCACGAGAUCCUCGAGGGGAUGACGAAUGAGUUUAACAAGGGUGUGAGCCCGGCGAAGAGUGGCGAGCACGAAAAGGUGGAGAUGGAGACGGUGACGUCGCUGGUGCCGCCGAGGCUCGUCGACGACGCGUCCAAGGGGGAGAGGGAGCUGGACGGCGUCGGCGAGGAGGUCGCCGAGAGUCCGGAGGACGAGGUCGCCCCUCAGACUCCGGAGGAGAAUCACAAGGGCGAGGAGGAGAGCAAGCAGGAGGCUGUCAAGAAGGACAACAGCAUACCCAGGAUCGUCUUGACGUUCAGGACCAUCGACGAGAAUACGGAUCACGGCAAGAAGACCAAGAUAUCCAGUUGUUCCUCCAAUCUCACUUUAGUUCCUGACGAGCUGGUCAACUGCGAUCAGAUCGGCGGCGUCUCGGUGAAGAUCGAGAACUCGGACGAGAAUUCCGACGUGGUGGAAGAGUCCCAGGCUGAGGAAUCCCAGGCGGAGGAGUCCCAGGCGGAGGAGUCUCGGUCGGAGAAGACUAAGGCGGAGGAGACGAACGAGGAGUCUGCAGAGGUGACGGAAUCGAGAACCGAGGACGAGGACAAGGUGGAGGCUGCUGAAGAGAAGCGCAACAGCGACACGCAACUUCCCGUCCAGAACAAGCUCGAAACCGCGGAGAACAAUGCUGAGAAGAGCAACGUCAAGGCGACGUUUGCGGAAGGUGACGAGCAGCAGGAAACUACCGCGCCAGUUACCAGGAAGAGAAGACUCGGACGACCCAGAUUACGAGCGCUCAGCGAUUCGGUCCGUCAGGACGAGGAACCUCCCGGCCCCAAGCGUUCCGCUAGAAGGCUGUGCAAAGAGUCCGUAAAGAGCACUGUGCUGGAGAGCGCUAUGGCGCGUAAGGAGAAGUCCAAUUACACGGAUGAGUUCAAGAAGAGAAAGUACAACAAGCCGGGUCGGCCCAAGAAGAUUGUCCCGGGCAAAGAUCAGGCGAAGCAGCAGACUCAAGCGAAGCUCUCCGACGUCCGCCAGGAGCUGGAGACGUCGCUUACGUCGGACGGUGUCAGCGGGGCCGAGAACACGACGUUAGAGUCCUCGCACGACACCACGCUAUUGGAGAACAGCGUCAACGACAGCGUUGCGGAGGAUUUACCGUUCUCGGCCGACUUGGAGGGAAUGCCGAAGCUGUCGCCGAUGACGAAGAACUCGGAGCCGCAGACGAAACUGGGCAACUCCAUCGGCAGUCUGAACAGCGACGAGAUACCUUUGGCGGACAUUCAGAAGCCUUUCUUGAAACCCGCUACCCAGCCUGCCGUUCGAACCAGGAGGGAGAGGGGACGUCCUCGCGGGAGCACCCAAGCGGCGCGAAAGAUAGCGAAGGCGGACCUCUACGAAGAUGGCACUCCGCCCGUUGCUGAAGCGGGAAAGAAUAACGAUUAUCCCGAAGGUAAAGCUUCACUUUUCAACACGAGACAUAACGGAUACAAAAAGACGAAUAAGAAUCAAUUUGAAGGAAAAGUUCCAAAGGUACCGGUCAAACGGACUCGCCGGAGUAUGGUGCCGAGCCCGAGUCCCGCGGAAGGACAGGCGUCAAAGCCGGAAUCGACGGCGAUCAUGAGUGAUACAUACGUGCAAUCAAUGGUGUGCCUGUGCCAAGUGCGAUCUCAGUUGUACGUGACGAUAACCGGUUCCGGGGGGCCGCUCUACUGCACUGCUAUCGACUCGAUCGACAACCGGGUGGUGGGCUGCUGCAACGAGGUGGACGCCAACGACGUGGCGAUGCGGCGGCCCAGCCCUCGCGUGCCCUUCAUCAUCCUCUGCCGUAUGCACAAGGAACGACUGCUGCGCCACAACUGCUGUCCCUCCUGCGGCAUGUUCUGCUCCCAAGGCAGAUUCGUGCAGUGCACCAACGGUCACCAGUAUCACCGCGAGUGCGAGAUCUACCCGAACAAGAAGGGCGUCUGUCCGCACUGCGGCAGCGAGACAGCUGCGUACGAUGUGCUGGUGACGAUGAACGGCAUGCGGCGGCCGGUAUUCAUUCCCACGCGUAAAAAAUUUUCCAAAUUGCCGUCGGCAAAGAUGAGCCUACCUGGGAAAGGCGACAACACCAAACUGGCUGAGCGACCGCCCAGUCCGUUGAUCAAGCCCGAUGUUAUCAAGAUACCCGAGCCGUCGAUUAAUACCGAGAGGCCGGAGCGUUACACCAUCAUGAGUCUCUACACCUCCGUGAAGAAUGGGGAUCUUGAAAAGCUGGUGAACGUACUAGCAUGUGGCUACAAUGCAAAUCACACAUUCCGGGAUUAUGCUCACCGGACCAGUCUGCACAUGGCGGCGGAUAAAGGACAUUUGUCGUGUGUACACGUUCUGGUUCAAGCUGGUGCUCAAGUAGAUGUAAUGGAUAGGAACCAAUUGACGCCGCUGAUGCUGGCGGCGAUUAAGGGUAAUGCUGCCGUGGUUAAGUACCUAGUCAGGAUAGGCGCCGAUGUGACGCUCAAGGGCGAGGACGGUAUGACCGCCCUGCAUAUGGCUGCCAAGUCCGGCCACCUAGAAGUCUGCAAAAUCAUUCUGACUGAGUGUAAAGUGCCGAGAACGUUAGUAGAUUCUGUGGACGACGGCGGCUGGACAAGUUUAAUCUGGGCGUGUGAGUUCUGUCAUGCGGAUGUCGCGCGGUAUUUAUUGGACAAGAAGUGCGAUCCGCUUAUUCGCGAUGCCGAGCAAAAUAUAGCGUUGCACUGGAGUGCCUUCAGCGGCAGUUCCGAAAUCACGGAGAUGCUUCUCAACGAGGGAUGCGACGUGAACGCCGUCAAUGUCCACGGCGACACACCCUUACACAUAGCAGCUAGGCAGGAUCAAUAUGCAGUCAGUGUUUUACUGUUAGCGCGCGGUGCAAAAAUAGGAGAGGCGAAUGCUGCCGGCGAAACCGCGGUGAACUGUUGCGCCACGGACGGCGACACUAUGGCUGCUUUGAGAUUGAACGCGAAAGUCAACGAACUCUCCGAGCAUAUGUGGGAGAAGACUGUUAAGAUAUUGACGAACGACAUUUCACGCGGAAAGGAAACGAAUCCUAUACAGUGUGUCAACGGAUACGAUUCUGAGGACAAGCCGACGGACUUUCUUUAUGUAACGGAGAAUUGUUUCACGAGCAACAUCAACGUGGACCGCACCAUUACAUCAUUGCAGUCUUGUCGAUGCGAGGAUAACUGCAGUUCCGAAAAGUGCUUAUGCGGAAAUAUAAGCCUGCGAUGUUGGUACGAUGAGGAGGGAAAGCUCAUACCAGAAUUUAAUUAUGCAGAUCCACCAAUGUUGUUUGAAUGCAAUCCGGCUUGCGACUGUAACCGCAUUACAUGCAACAACCGAGUGAUUCAGCACGGACUGACGCAACGGUUUCAAUUGUUCCGCACAAAGGGCAAGGGUUGGGGUCUCCGAACUCUUCGGCAUAUUCCUAAAGGCACUUAUGUUUGCGAGUAUGUCGGCGAGAUAAUCUCGGAUUCCGAGGCUGAUCAUCGCGAGGAUGACUCCUACUUGUUCGAUUUGGACAACAGAGAUGGAGAAACGUACUGUAUAGAUGCGAGACGUUACGGGAAUAUUGCUCGGUUCAUUAAUCAUUCGUGCGCGCCGAAUUUGUUGCCAGUGCGAGUGUUCGUCGAACAUCAGGAUUUGCAUUUUCCAAGAAUAGCCUUCUUUGCUAAUCGCGACAUCGAGGCAGAUGAAGAGCUCGGCUUCGAUUACGGCGAGAAAUUCUGGAUAAUAAAGUGCAAGUCCUUCACAUGUACCUGCGGUGCCGAAAACUGCCGUUACUCGGAGAAGACUAUACAAGUUACGCUGGAUAACUACCGGAGAAAGAUACAGCAGGAGGAGAUGCUGGCAGCUCAAACCUCGUCGUAACCCUAAUGCGAUUUAGCUUAAUUCUUUAGGUGUUUACGAUUUUUCGCGAACGAAUACGACGGCUAUGAUAACGACGGCAGCGAUCGUCUCGUCGAUCAUACAGUUCUACGCGUCAGUUCGCCGCGAAAUUGAUUGCCGCAACGCGCGCGGGAUCGUAAAAGUACAAAUGCAAAACGGUGGUGGGGUAAGCAUUCGAUUAGGUUCUUUCACCGAUGUUUCCUUACGCUGUAAUGUACCAGUUCGGCUUCGCAACGAUCAAGUUCGGUUACGUUAUUGUUUGCCGCCGAACACCGAACGCUCGUCCGCAUUGAGAUGCCGGUAAAAUAAAUUGACAGCCGGUCUAUCAAGAUUGUUAUCGCUCGUCUUUUGAGUAUUAAUAAAUUUUAAUAGCAAAUUCGGAAAAGUAACCGCCUUGCGAGAGUAUGUAUAUUAGGAGAGAGAAACAUGACAAUAGUCAGAUUGUCGAAAAGAUUUAUAGAUAUUUAUGAUUACUGUGAAGGAUUGGUUUUUUAAGAAGUGUCUCCCAUUUUCCUUGGCAGACCGGUGGUUAAUGACAAUUAUGUAAUUUAUACACAAUGGAUCUUCAACUUGGUUUGAAGGGCUUACGGAGGACGUAAUGAUGAUUGUAACACGUUUUGCAAGAUAUCCUUGUCACGUUCUCGUCCGAUUCACUUUCGAGACAAAUUUAAGGAGGCCGUAAUGUCGUCUCACGUCCGUAUAUUUUCUCAGGCUUGCUCGUACUUGUUUCCUACUUUUGCCGAUCUUCUCCGCGAGAGUGCAACGACUCUACGAGAAAGUGCCACGUUGAUCUUUUCUUUUCUUCUCCCCCCCUUUUUUUAGCGAGAUAACGAUGCGCAUAAUAUAUGUAUAUAUAUAUAUAUAUGUAUAUCUAUUAUUUGCUAGUUUGCAUGUGUGAGGUGCGAAGGUAGUAAAAUGUGUGUUGAGAAUAUUGUUACGGUUUUGCUUGGAUGAAGUAUGUGAUCGUAGGACAGAUAGAUAUGCGAAGCUGUCAUCGCUUUUAAGUGAAUCGAUGUUGGAAUGAUAUCGCAGCCGCGUGUUCGUAUGUUCCUUAUUAUAAAGCGUCACGCGAAUCACCAAUUAUUUCAAUUAGCCACUCAUAUCCCGGAGCAAAGCGUUUUAACGUUGGGUUCACUGUAAGCGAUGUAAUAUAUAAGGAUACACCUUUUUGUACAAACGAUCGACUUUUUGUAUAAUAAAAGUUGCCCUUUUUAA